UCAGAGUUGAUGCCCUUAUAAAGCAGACUACACAUGCUCUUUUCACUUCCUGCACUGCACACACAAGCGCUCUUCAACUCCCGCUCAGCCGUUUAUAACCCCAGCUGUUGGCAAACAGCAGGCAAAAAAACAAACUGCUUAGCCAGUGGCUUGAGGCAGAGGGAGAGUUUGCUUGAUCUCUCCUUGCCUCCGGAUCACCGAGCCCCCGGCCCAGACCCCUUUCGCCAGGAGGAGAGUCACAGAUCCCAAGGCCAGCCCAGCCCACUGCGACCAGCUCGUCUGACCUCCAGCUGCCCUGACCGAGUUCGUGUUUGAACGAGAGCGAGACCAGCCCGUGGAGCCGGGAUGGCGCUGACGCUGCAGCAGGCGUACCAUCGGCGCUGGUGGAUGGCGUGCACCGCCAUCCUGGAGAACCUCUUCUUCUCCGCCGUGCUGCUGGGCUGGGGCUCCCUGCUUAUCAUGCUCAAGCAUGAAGGCUUCUACUCUAACAUGUGCACAGGUGAAAACAGGACCAAUGGCUCGGCUCUGGGGCUUCCCCCCCACCACUGGCCUAGCUGCGUGGAGCAGGAGGAGAUGCUGAACCUGGGCUUCACCAUCGGGUCCUUCCUGCUGAGCGCCGCCACCCUGCCCCUGGGGGUGCUCAUGGACCGUCUGGGGCCCCGGCCCCUCCGCCUCCUCGGCAGUUUCAGCUUUGCUGUCUCCUGCGCUCUGAUGGCCCUGGCUGCCUACGACCCCCCAGUUCUCUCCCCACUGAUUUUCCUCGGCCUGUCCCUGAAUGGCUUCGGGGGUAUCUGCCUGACAUUCACCUCGCUGACGCUGCCCAACAUGUUUGGGAACCUGCGCUCCACCUUCAUGGCGCUGAUGAUUGGCUCGUACGCCUCCUCUGCCAUCACCUUCCCCGCAGUCAAGCUGAUCUACGAUGCCGGCGUCUCCUUCAGCACCAUAAUGCUGACCUGGUCGGGCCUGGCCUGCCUCAUCUUCCUCAAUUGCCUGGUCAACUGGCCCAAGGAGUCCUUCCCGGCACCCGAGGAGGCCAACUACACGAAGAAGAUCAAGCUGAGCGAGCUGGCACUGGAUCACAGGGUGACGGGCGAUCGGUUCUACAUCCAUGUCACCACCGUGGGGCAGCGCCUCAGCCAGAAGGGGCUGUGCCCGCAGGGGGGCAUGGAGCUUUGCCCAUCCACACAGGACCUGUGCCACGGGGCCACGGUCCCUGCCGAGUACUCGAUCCCCUUGCGCCGCAGCGUCUGCUCCCCCAUCUUCCUGUGGAGCCUGAUCCCCAUGGGCAUGACCCAGCUGCGCGUCAUCUUCUACAUGGCAGCGAUGAACAAGAUGCUGGAGUUCCAGGUGACGGGCGGCAGCCCGGACGUGCCGGAGGAGCUGAUGGAGAAGGCUGAGGACACAGUUGGGUUCUACGCCUCCAUCUUCGGGGUCAUGCAGCUGCUCUGCCUCGUAACCUGCCCCUUCAUCGGCUACGUGAUGGACUGGCGCAUGAAGGACUGUGUGGACGGGCCGCUGGGCACGGGCGCCACCAUGGCAGCUGGGGCCGGGGCUGAGAAGUCACCUGCUAGGCCCCGUUACCGCAAGAUCCAGAAGCUCACCAACGCCAUCCGGGCCUUCACCUUCACCAACCUGCUGCUGAUGGGCUUCGGGGUCACCUGCCUCAUCAAUAACCUACCUCUGCAGUUUUUGACCUUUGUCCUUCACACCAUGGUACGAGGCUUUUUCCACUCCGCCUGUGGGGGUCUCUACGCCGCUGUGUACCCGUCCAGUCACUUCGGCACUCUAACUGGCCUGCAGUCGCUGAUCAGCGCCAUCUUUGCUCUGCUGCAACAGCCGCUCUUCAUGGUCAUGGUGGGGCCCCUGGCCGGCGACCCCUUCUGGGUCAAUUUUGGCCUCCUGAUCUUCUCUCUCCUGGGCUUCCUGCUGCCCUUCUACCUCUGCUACUUCCGGCGCGCCCUGCUCCGGGAUCAGCCGGCGCUGGGAGAGAUCCCGGACCUGGCGGAGGGCGCCCAAGUCAAACUCCAGGACGGCGUGGCCCUCAAUGGCAUGCUGAGUGCUGACGACACUGCGGCAUAGGGGGGGGGCUGGAGAACGGGGGGGGGGGGGAGCGUGGGUGACAUAGAACAAAAUGCCAGAUCCGCUCAUCAGACGAUUGCCGAACAGAUGGGAUGAGACACUAAGAGCAGGAAAAAGAAACACUUGUAGGUUUCAAUACGCGGGAGCCAUGGAAAUAACCGAGCUGCAUCGAAUUUCUAAUAGUUUUUUUUAUUAUAUAUCGAGAGAGAGAGCGAGAGAGAGAGAGCUAUAUAUUUUUGCAGGGAACUUUAUAAAGCUCUAUGCUGUAAAUAACUAACCAAAGAUCGGGGUGCGCUCCUAAGCCCCAAGUCAGGACGCGCCCUUCCCAUAAAGAUCUGCUGGUGCCGGAUCAGGGCAUUCAGGAUAAUCAUUUCUAGCACUUACCUAGCCACUUUCAUCUGUCAAACUGUGGUGGGUGAGUAUCAGAAUUCCCCACACACACACCAUGUUCUAGAUGGGGAAACUGCCUAGCUGCCAAGUCCUGGGUUUGAAUCGUAACUUCCCCCUCCCUGCCCUGCCUGACUGAGCCUUUGCCUAUCAGCUAACAUGGAGGGGUCAAACUUUCCUCACCCUGCUAGGACGUCCCUCGUUGGCCCACGCUGGGUUGUCGAUAAAGUUUCCUUUAAAACAAAUGAAAGGAAGUAUUUCUCCACACAGUCAGCCUAGUGGAACUCUUUGCCGGAGGAUGUUGUGAAGGCCAAGACUAACAGGGGUUAAAAAAAGAACUAGAUAAGUUUAUGGAGGA
Molecule: messenger RNA, 2824 nt
Organism: Chrysemys picta bellii (western painted turtle)
Lineage: Eukaryota; Metazoa; Chordata; Testudines; Emydidae
Gene: SLC43A1
Product: solute carrier family 43 member 1
Biological process (GO): neutral amino acid transport; transmembrane transport
Molecular function (GO): neutral L-amino acid transmembrane transporter activity; L-amino acid transmembrane transporter activity
Source: RefSeq, a predicted model, not a curated record